Helianthus annuus (common sunflower) is the source of this 1352-nucleotide messenger RNA. RefSeq lists its product as uncharacterized. The record is from RefSeq and is a predicted model, not a curated record. The transcript is spliced from 2 exons. The coding region runs from base 15 to 1352 and encodes 445 amino acids. NCBI's taxonomy places the organism in Eukaryota, Viridiplantae, Streptophyta, Magnoliopsida, Asterales, Asteraceae.
ACCACAAACACCCGAUGUUUCAACACCUACUUGGAAAAGUAUCCCACAAAGCCCUUGACUUGUUGCAUGGAGAGGCAAUUAGGAGGCUAGAUGUCUUGGAGCGCUUUAAUUCAUCAUGUGGUUGCCAAAUGUGGCACAGCUGUGGGUUGCCCUGUGCUUGUAGGAUAGAAAAGUACAUGCGUGAAGAGCGUCCGAUUCAACUCGAAGACAUAGACGUCUUCUGGCGGAAACUUAACUUCCAAAGUUGUAAAUUGAUAGACGACUCACUUGACGUGGUCGAAGAGCUAGAUGUUGUUAGACAACAAUUACAGUCGCACCCCCCAGCUCAGCAAAAAAGCCUGCUUUCAAAGAUUAAAGCGGUGUUGACUCCAACGAAAUCUACCAAGAAACCACCGGUUGUCCAACAAAAUACUCGUGGCCGACCAACAACAAAGCAGGUACAAGAAAGGUUGGACGAGGCCUCUCGUAUAGAUGAAGAAUUGAGGAGAAGCUCCUUCGGUGAUGCAAACACGUGCUUUGAAGGUUCACGACAAAGUAAGUACGAUAAACCUCGCCACAGCUCGUACGUUCCGUCUCAGGCCUCACAACAGUCGGUUAUAAGGUCCCAAAAACCCAAAGCGACCCUAAGCCGUUCAAAGAGUUCUAAGAAGAAAGAGACACGAGAUGAUCACGGUUUUCCUUUAAUCAUUGGGGACGAGUACGUGGGAAUCAUCGAACGGUUUAAGUCUGACAUUCCGCCAGUGUUCCAUCCGUACGUCUCGUGCAUACGAGAUGUGAUGCCGGACGGUCAUUGUGGGUUUCGGUCUGUGGCUGUGGGCUUAGGGAUGGAUCAGAGUUCAUGGGGGCUUAUUAGGAGGGACCUUGUCCAAGAAAUGGAUCAGAACGAAUCGAUCUGGUUCCCAAUAUUUGAAGCAUGGGCUGAUGGUUAUUUUCACACGCAUCGUCAGGGCCUAAUUUGGGAUUCAGUGGCCGGUUGUGGGGAGAAUCACUGGAUGGACUUCCCCUUUGCAGGACUUCUUAUUGCACAAACGUACGGUAUCGGGGUGCACCUGUUAACGACAACCAUGGGUGCGAGUUCCACUUACUUCCCAAUACUAAGUCCUCCGGCUAAUCAACAACCAUUAUUCAUAACGCUUACACAUGUUAACGAGAACCACUUCAUACAUGUUAAGCUGGAAGGGGAUUAUCCUAUGCCACCAGCACACGGGCUAUGGUUGACCCACCGAAGACCCCAUACAGAACAAUGGGAAGAUAUGUACUUGCCACGUCUAGAAUGGUAUACAUCGAUAAUGAAUCCUCGGCCAAGAUCAAACCCCAGUCUUAAUUACAUAGAUAGUUACACGGAAGAAUGA